CCGAGAGACUGACAAAGUUGUUGGAUUAUGCCGUAGCCACGGCGCCACUCUACGGCUUAAACUCCCUCCCACAUUUUUACGACCAGAUUGCGCAAUGCUGCCUCUGCAGGCGAUCCCCCAAAGUUAUCAUUUUACAUGAAUCUCUAAGAUCUCUAAAAAUGAGCUGAACAAAAAAAAAUUAUUCGAAAAAAAUUAUUAACUAAUAGCAGAAUUUUUUUUUUCAUUUUCCAUCCAUUUUCUCAUGCAAAUGGAUCGAAAAAAAACGGAUGGACAAUCGUCUGCUAGUUUUUAAGACUUAUAUCCUUAAAUUCAUCCUCCAUAAAAGCCUAAAAGCCAAAUAAUAAGGUUAACUACAAAAGAUAAUACAAAAAACUUAUUACGAAAUAAUAGAUUAUUCAAAUAAUGUAUUGUGUAAGUGUGAAAGGAAGAACAUUCAACCGAAUUUUAACCUGCUCAAACCCUAAACAUGACAUCGGUCGACAAGGAAAUUAUUCCUCCUUGGAAAAAAAAAGUGCUGUGCGAAAAUCGAAAUCUGUGCGAAUCGAGGCAACGGAUUUCUCAUGAAACUCAGUCACGAAACUGUGACGAUAGAAUUGAAGAACGGGACUCAGGUCCAUGGGACUAUCACAGGUGUUGAUGUAGCGAUGAACACACAUUUGAAAACUGUCAAAAUGACAAUUAAAAACCGUGAUCCAGUGCAACUCGAUACACUUAGCUUACGAGGCAAUAAUAUCAGGUAUUAUAUACUUCCGGAUUCCUUGCCAUUGGAAACUCUGCUGGUCGAUGAUACACCUAAAGCAAAAGCCAAAAAGAAGGAGGCGGCAAGAGGAGCUGCACGUGGUCGAGGUCGUGGUGGACGGGGCGCGAGAGGAGGUCGAGGUGGUCGUGGACGUGGCCGAGGACGACGAUAGUUCAAAACCCUCAUAUUUUAUAAUCAAUUCCGUCAUCUAUCUAUUCCAAUAUUUUUUGCUUUAACACAACAGAAAUAUGAUUCGAAUUCUUGUUCGAACAGAAGAGGAAGAAAAUGAAGAAAAAUGAAAACAAAUGAAUUUUCUACUUGUCAA
Molecule: messenger RNA, 1064 nt
Organism: Venturia canescens
Lineage: Eukaryota; Metazoa; Arthropoda; Insecta; Hymenoptera; Ichneumonidae
Gene: SmD1
Product: small ribonucleoprotein particle protein SmD1
Exons: 4
Coding region: 561-911 (116 amino acids)
Biological process (GO): spliceosomal snRNP assembly; RNA processing
Cellular component (GO): U2 snRNP; spliceosomal tri-snRNP complex; U4 snRNP
Molecular function (GO): RNA binding
Source: RefSeq, a predicted model, not a curated record